CGCUGCUAGGGCGGGCGCGGACGGCAGGGGGCGGUCGAGGGCGGGCGGUGUCCGGGGAGACGCAGCGGGCGGACGCGGCCCGGAGGUAAACUUUAAUCAAGGUCUGAGUCCUGUAACGAGCCUUUGGCCGGUGAGACCUCGACAUGGACUUCUUGCCAGAGAUGUCCGCGAGGGCAUCUUCUGGCAGAAGGCAGGCCACUGAGGGCUUGGACACAAGGUUCAGUGCUUGGACGCCUCUCAUCAACAAACCCUGCAAUAAGCAGCUCUUUCAGGAAAGAGUUGGCCUUAUUAGCCAUUGGUUUGAUCUUUGGACAGACAAACAACGCAAACAAUUUCUGCAUACAAUAUUGUUGAAAUGUAGUAAAUCACAACUAAGAUUUACCCAAGGCUGGUUGGCAGAGAGGAUUCCGGCAUCCGCGGUGGAUUUCUCUACAGUGUUACCACGUUUCAUUUCUCUGUUCAUCUUCUCCUUUCUGAACCCCAAAGAUCUGUGUGCAGCUGCUCAAGUUAACUGGCACUGGAAGUUUUUAACUGAACAGGAUGGCCUGUGGAGACCCAAGUGCGUCAAGUUAGGAUGGUUUCUGCCAUACACCCCUGCAGUCAAUGAAUAUGCCGCUUGGAAGCAACAUUACAUUGCCUGCGUCGCCACUUUAGACUGGCUGAGCCCAAGGGAAGCCUCUGCCAUCUUCGGGACCGGCACGGGAUGGAAGGCACAGCAGGAGGAAGGGGAGGAAAGGCAAAGAGAGAAGUUCUUGAGGAAGAUGAUUUGGAAGAGAAUGGUGCAACAAAGGCGGGAGUUGUUCAGAAUUCGACCCCCUUGGGUGAGUGGAACAUGUUGCCAUGGACGCUUAAAAUCCAGAGUCCAUCCACGUCUCUCCCAAGCCAUGGAGGAGUCAAUGGAAUUAAGUUCAGCUCUGGAGAAAAGACUUGUAUUGGAGUCCGUAGAAGCUCUACCCAAAAGAAAGAAUGUGGCUGGAAGUCAUUCUUACCCUCGAUCAACCUAUGAACACCAGCGGGUAGUUUAUCAAGACCAUGACACCUUUUCUUGUCCAGCUCAGCCUUUCCUGGUGUUGAUAUCAUCUCGGGUUCCUGCGUUUGAGAUGGUUGUGGACAGCGUGAAGGCCGGCGUGGUGCCUCUGUUAUAUGAACACACUGGCAUGACAUUGGAAAGCCUAUUUUUCCUCAUAGAAAAGGCUCUGGACGGUCAGAAGGCACAGAGUAUUGGAAUAUUUUGUGAUGGAGAUUCCAGAGAGAUCAAUUUACUUCAAGGCUAUAAAAUUGGUGUUAAAAAUGUACUGAAAGCCGAGGUGAGAGAAUUUUGGAGGAAACUAGGAAACUGUGUGGUGACUCCAGAAGAAGGGGGUCACGUGGAUCUCUUCAUGCCCCUGGCAGCAUCAGAAGUGGGCAUGGAGCUCCUUUCCCAGCUGGCUCAACUAACUGGGGCAUCCUUCAGAACACCUGCCGGAAUAGCGACUGGAUCCUAUCAACGCGUUUUUAGUGACUGGCUCGGGCAAAAACCUGGUCAGGAUCCCUCUGCCACCUACUUCAGCGAAGUGAAACUUCACACAUGGAAUGGGCUGGCGGAACUCGUGGAAGAGACCUUGCAGUUGGUCAGGAAGCAGUUAAGGCCCCAUUUCAAGGAGCUUCAGAAGAACCUGAGUGGCCGGAUUAUUGGCCAGUUCCUGUUCGAUUCCCUGAGCGUGGCUCGUGUUAAGACUCUUCGAGAAACGGCCGGCAUUUUAGUUGAUGGAUUGGUUGAGCUCUCUAAAGAAAAGUCUGAAAAUCCUUUGGAAUUUUUAUCGUAUUUCCUGUUGAAGAAAGGACAAGGUAGAAAGGACAGAGAAUUUGAAGACAAUGCUAUCCUGACAGAAUGUGACCCAGAAGCGACUCUAAAUUCGCUCCUCCAGGAAGGAAAUGUGAUUGAAGAUCAUUCUCGUAGCAGAAACCGUAGUAAAAGAGAAAAUGAACUUAAGUUUGAAGUGUUGGUGGAACUGGAGCGGAAGCUUCAGGAAGACGCUGUAGAAAAGAGAACCAAAGUUGUCGGGGAACUCUUGAAAAGCGAGAGGACGUACGUGCAAGUGUUGGAAAUAGUGAGAGAUGUUUACGUUGCUCCACUGAAAGCAGCUGUGGCAUCCAACAGAGCCAUCCUCAAUGCAGCGAACAUCCACAUCAUCUUCUCGGAUAUCCUGGGCAUUUUAGAGCUCAACAGCCAUUUUUUAGAUGAGCUGACAGGAAGACUCCAGGAAUGGGGUCCGGCUCAAUGUGUCGGAGAAAUAUUCACAAAGUUUGGAAGCCAACUGCACACGUAUACCAGUUUCCUCAACAACUACUCUGUGAUUCUGAAAUCCAUCGAUAAGUGUAGAGAAAGGAUCCCCUUAUUCCGUGCCUUCCUGAAGAGACACGAUCAGACGAUCGCUACUAAAAUGAUGAGCUUGCAGGAACUUCUCUUGUAUCCAACUAAGAGAUUUGAGGAGUAUAUCAACCUGCUUUACGCCCUGAGACUUCACACUCCUUCGGAGCACGCCGACCGGGAAGAUUUGACUACUGCAAUCGAGCAGAUCCGAAAGUACAGGGGUUUCAUCGAUCAGUUGAAGCAAAAUGUCAACAAGAAGGAUCAAAUGUUAAAAACACAACGAAUCAUCUCUGGAUGUCCUACCCUAACCGAGGACAACAGGUACCUGAUUAGAGUUCAGGAUGUAGCCCAGCUCCGCUACUGCGAUGAGGACAUCAUUUUCUCGUUAAGACUCUAUGAGCACAUCCACGACCUCAGCCUUUUCCUUUUCAACGAUGCCCUCGUUGUUUCCAGUCGUGGAAUCUCUCACAGCCCAUUUGAAAGGGCCUCAAAGACAACUUACCGGUUCUUGGCAUCAGUAGCCCUCCCCCGGCUUUUUGUAGAAGAUAUUCCUGACUCGCAAUAUGUCAAGAAUGCAUUUAUCCUCCAAGCUCCAACUCGUCAAUGGAUCUGUUCUACAGAAGUGGAAGAUGAUAAAUUCACAUGGCUCUCUGUGUUGCAGAGGGCCAUCAAAAGUGCUAUUGAGAAGUAAAAUUGGACCCAAAUGAAACAAAGGAACGUUUAUGACAGGCCCUCAAACAACAGUGUGUAUCUUUUCUGUGCCUCACAAUUAUCUGAGCAGGAGAUGCUUCUGGUUAACAAGAACAGUUGACUCCCUCUCUUUGAAACUAGGCCCAUUGUUACUUGAGAAUCAUUUGAACAUUCAGAUUCAAGAAGGAUAGGCCUUGAAGCUUGGAAGUCUCUUGAAGUAGUACACUCUGCAUCAAGUGGCAAUGUGGUCUUUAUAAAAACAUUCCCUGCAUCAUUAACCAUUCUCAAAAUGCGUGGUUCCAGUUUGAGGCUCACAGAUUUUCCAUAAGCAGUAAUUUGCACAAGGAAAGGUAUGAUUUGUUUAUUUUCCCUAAUUAAUGCUACAUUACUUCUUUAGAUGAUGCUUUGAGUUUUGUGAAUAACAUAUGCUAUUAAAUGGAAUUUUCACCCUACUUUGAA
This is a messenger RNA of Ornithorhynchus anatinus (platypus), 3502 nucleotides long. It is a transcript of the gene ECT2L, whose product is annotated as epithelial cell transforming 2 like. Gene Ontology annotation, molecular function: guanyl-nucleotide exchange factor activity; protein binding. The record is from RefSeq and is a predicted model, not a curated record. NCBI's taxonomy places the organism in Eukaryota, Metazoa, Chordata, Mammalia, Monotremata, Ornithorhynchidae.